This is a messenger RNA of Olea europaea var. sylvestris, 378 nucleotides long. RefSeq lists its product as uncharacterized. The transcript is spliced from 2 exons. The record is from RefSeq and is a predicted model, not a curated record. The coding region runs from base 1 to 378 and encodes 125 amino acids. Lineage: Eukaryota; Viridiplantae; Streptophyta; Magnoliopsida; Lamiales; Oleaceae.
AUGGGAGACAAAGACAACAGAGGGAUGGGAUCGACACCGACUAAGGCGAUUGUAGAAGGCACAGAUCCUUAUUCCCUGCAUCAUUCGGACCAUCCAGGUAUGGUACUUGUGUCCAAAGUACUUGAAGAAGACAACUACGGCACGUGGAGUCGGGCUAUGCGAAUCAGUUUAAGUGCCAAGAACAAGAUUGGAUUCAUCACAGGUUCAAUCAAACCGCCUUCUUCUACAGAUGAUAGCUUUCCUUCCUGGCAGAGAUGCAAUGACAUGAUUAGGACAGCGAGACAACUCAAAGGCAGAGGAUGCCCACACACUGCUCUUACUGUGAUGGAGAUAAUCAUAGCAUUGAAAGGUGCUUUUACCUACAUGGCUUUCCAGUAG